ACAAACCAACCACAAAUGGGUUCAGUUUCUCUGAAAAUCGGUGACGAAACUGCAAGAUUCAAGAAACCCACAAUCUGUUCUUCACCAACCAACAUUCUCAUGCUCUUUUCAGUCAUUACCACAAAUCUCUUUGCUUUAUAUGCCUUCAAAUACGCUCAAAAGCCCCAUAACCACCACCUUCUUCCUCACCACCACCAUCAUACCCAUAAAACCAUCUCUCUGAUCUCAGAACAAGUCUUCUUCAUCCUCAAAGAAAUCGAUUCUUCCCAAAAGAAACUUUCCCAGAUCGAAACCCACCUUCUUGGCUUCGAAAGCAUCGAUCUUUCGACACCCACUAUCCCAAAAGAACUCAAAUCCUUCUUGAAUCGACACCAGCUUCCUCUGGGUAAAGAUUCAAAAACUGGGAUCACAGAAAUGGUGUCAUCUGUGGGGCAUUCUUGUGUCAAAUCCAUCGAUUUGUUGUCUGAAUUCAUGAACUACAACAUCAAUGGAGUUUGCCCAGAUGAUUGGAAUCUUUCCCAGAAGUUGAUCUUAAGAGGUUGUGAGCCUCUACCAAGAAGAAGGUGUUUGUCAAGGAUUCACAGUUUGAACAGCAAGAAACUGAAUGGGCACUGUUUUGACUUGGUCAAAGGGUAUGAAAGUCGAAGGUUUCUGAAACCCAGGGGUAAAAAUGACUUUUUGAUUGAUGAGGUUUUAGCUUUAGGAGGAAAUGGUGGGAUUAGAAUUGGGUUUGAUAUUGGUGGUGGAUGUGGUACAUUUGCUGCUAGAAUGGCUGAGAAGAAUGUGACUAUAGUCACUACAACUUCAAACAUGGAUGCCCAUUCUAGUGAAUUCAUAGCUGCUAGAGGGUUGUUUCCAUUGUACUUGAGUUCAGAUCACAGGUUUCCGUUUUACGAAAACGUGUUCGACAUCGUUCAUGCCGGAGAUGGAUUCGGUAUCGGUGACGACGCGUUAGAGAAAUCGAAACUCGAGUUCUUGAUGUUUGAUGUCGAUAGGAUUCUUAGGCCGGGCGGUUUGUUGUGGUUGGACAACUUCCUUUGUUCCAACGAAGAGAAUCGAAGAAAUUUGACACAUUUGAUUGAUGUUUUCGGAUACAAGAAGCAUAAAUGGGUGGUGGGAGAGAAGGUAAAUGGGUCGGGGAAGUUCGACGUUUAUUUGUCCGCGAUUCUACAGAAGCCGAUACGAGCAUGACGAUGUUGUCGAGAGAAUUCAAGAAUUGUAGUAGUUUUUGUGUUAGGUUUUAGUUCAUAGCCCUAAUUUCCGAAGAAA
Messenger RNA from Cynara cardunculus var. scolymus (artichoke), 1269 nucleotides. RefSeq lists its product as uncharacterized. Gene Ontology annotation, molecular function: methyltransferase activity. The record is from RefSeq and is a predicted model, not a curated record. NCBI's taxonomy places the organism in Eukaryota, Viridiplantae, Streptophyta, Magnoliopsida, Asterales, Asteraceae. Bases 16 to 1191 code for a protein of 391 amino acids. The transcript has a single exon.